CGUAGUGUUGACCACUCACCCCCAUCUAGUGUCGAGGUCUAGAAUGAGUAGGAGCUAUACCUCCACUCCCCCCAAGCGUCUACAUGGCGUGUAGUGGGACAGCUUUACUUUACAUAUGAAAGGAUUUAUGGUAUCGCACUACUAUUAUACUAUCUGUUGCCAUGGAACAGCAUUAGAAACACCUACUGUAGUACUUUCCAUCCUUAGUAAAGAUUAUAAGAAAUUUGUUUACUUUGCAGUAAAAAAAAAAAAGUGUUGCUUCGCCAAGGGAGUAUGGGGUUCACUGUCACUUGACUUGUCUUUAAAUCAUGCCUAAGUGGCAAGUUUUCCUUAACUGAAGUUCCUGUGAGCACUUUUUGUACCGCAUGCUUUAAUUCUCAAUACAUUAGUUGUGGUGAAAGGGAGAGUCUUCUGUACACGACACCAGUAGUCAAGAUCAUGCAGAGUAAUCUUAAUUUUAAAAUUGUACACCUUCAUUAGAGGUACAGAGGAGUCAAAUUUCAUGUUAACUAUGAAACGCAAUGCAACACUUCAUGUUACAGAAAGUAUUAACCUCUGGUGAAUUAUUAAUAAACAUUGCCUUUCUUCAAAAUCAAUUAAAGUUGUGCAGAAAGUGAGUUAUAAAAUUUCAAGGAAAGAAGAAGAGGUUCUGAGAAAACAAUUCUGACCUCGUAUGUAUCGUGGGACCAUGGUGAGACCACGUGUAGAUGAAAUGUUUUACAGUGUUGCAUCAAAUGAAAAUCCAACGACAGAACAACAUCGAAGACUGGGUGUUAUGGAAACUCUCAAAGAGCGUGGCUGCUGCUUAAGGUUCGACAAACAAAUUCAGACUUUGGCUGUCAGUAAAUCUGAAUGAAGACUGCAACUGCCCUUGAGGCUUACGACAGCUUUACUGAGAGAAAACUGAAGCACAUAAUACAAACAAAAUACAGGGACCUCAGAAUCCUCUGAACGAGGAUGGAAAGUUCAACCUCAGGGCAGGAAACAUCUGGAGAACAAAUCUACCCCAACAGCAAAGGUACUCUCCGGAGGACAUAAUUCGUACCAACAAGAAGUUUAAAGAAGUUAACAGCAGGCACAAAGCGGAACAUCUCUCACGGAAGAACAUUUUCUGGAUUCCAAAUAAAAAGCAGAAGCAAAAUCACCACAUUUUAAACAAAACAAGUUGGUGGACAUGUCCUGUUAUGACAGAAAGAGUAUACACCUUACCACAUUCAAGCCGCAGGAUAAAACAGGAAGAUACAGAAAUUCCUGCACAAGUUGCCUCAUUCUUUCCUCUUAACCACUUAUCCUUGACAUCAGGUGCUAACGCCAUGUUAGACAGCAGACAUUAUUUUAUAAUCAUUAUUCUUAUAGAGAUAUAAAAUGUUAUAUUAUCACUGAAAUAGCCAUAAAAAUUCAGUUAUGAUGUGAUAUAAGAGAAGUUAUAUUUCUGACUUAACACUAAGACUUCAAAGUUACACUUUUUUUUUCUCCUCUGCUGGUUCUUGUGAGUGCUCAGUACCCAAGAAAAUCAGAGUACAAUGAUUUCAUUUUCCCUUCACUUCAGCUCUCUUCUCUUUCUAUUUGAACCCAUCUCCAUGCAUGCAUUCUACAUUUCUGCUUUUGUAGUUAAUCUCUGUCUGACUAUACAUUUUUAUUCCACUCCCUUUCGUUUAGAUGUAAUUUUAUCCAUUCUCUGUCUUUCACUUUUAUUCUAUCCUAAGUUAUACUAUCAUCAUUUUAUAUAUUCCUCACUCUUUAGUGUAUUGUCCCUUUUACUUCCAUAACUGUCGUUCACUUCUUCAUCUUUCUUCCACUUCUACUUCUUCCUUGAUUUUUCUUUGUUUAAAUUAUCCCUAUGUUUCAUUCACAAUCUGUCUCUUACCUUCUCUCAUUGUUUUAUCGCUUAUUUUACUUCUUGCUAGUCCCUUUGUUUUGCUUCAAUGUCUAACAUUUCUAUCUUAUUCUUACUUUUUUAAAAGUAUUCAUUAUAUUCUUUAUAUUUUUCUUUCUCUUUCAUACGUUCUCCUUGAAUUAGUUUUAGGCCUUUUCUCUCUUCUUCCUUCUUAAACCUUUAUCUCGUUUCAUUUCUGUGCAUGACAGCAUGCACUCCGACCUUCUACAUCUUAUUUUCAAGAAAUCUUUUCUCUGAGUAUGUAUUUCUCACGUCCUCCUUCUUAAACCUUUCUCUCGUUUCUUUUCUGUGCAUGACAGCAUGCACUCCGACCUUCUACAUCUUAUUUUCAAGAAAUCUUUUCUCUGAGUAUGUAUUUCUCACCUCUUCCUUCUUAAACCUUUCUCUCAUUUCAUUUCUGUGCAUGACAACUCUCACUCAGACUUUCUACAUCUUAUUUUCAAGAAAUCUUUUCUCUGAGUAUGUAUUUCUCACCUCUUCCUUCUUAAACCUUUCUCUCAUUUCAUUUCUGUGCAUGACAACUCUCACUCAGACUUUCUACAUCUUAUUUUCAAGAAAUCUUUUCUCUGAGUAUGUAUUUCUCACCUCUUCCUUCUUAAACCUUUCUCUCGUUUCAUUUCUGUGCAUGACAACUCUCACUCAUACUUUCUACAUCUUAUUUUCAAGAAAUCUUUUCUCUGUGUAUGCAUUUUUCACCUCUUGCUUCUUAAAUCUUUCUCUUGUUUCAUUUCUAUGCAUGACAACUCUCACUCAAACCUUCUACAUCUUAUUUUCAAGAAAUCUUUUCUCUGUGUAUGCAUUUUUCACCUCUUGCUUCUUAAAUCUUUCUCUUGUUUCAUUUCUAUGCAUGACAACUCUCACUCAAACCUUCUACAUCUUAUUUUCAAGAAAUCUUUUCUCUGUGUAUGCAUUUUUCACCUCUUGCUUCUUAAAUCUUUCUCUUGUUUCAUUUCUAUGCAUGACAACUCUCACUCAAACCUUCUACAUCUUAUUUUCAAGAAAUCUUUUCUCUGUGUAUGCAUUUUUCACCUCUUGCUUCUUAAAUCUUUCUCUUGUUUCAUUUCUAUGCAUGACAACUCUCACUCAAACCUUCUACAUCUUAUUUUCAAGAAAUCUUUUCUCUGUGUAUGCCUUUUUUUCUCUUCUUCCUUCAUAAUUAUAUGUGUCUCACUUCAUUUCUUUGUAGAUCAGCCUUCUGUUUCCAUAAUCUGAUAUAGGCUGUUUGUUGAAACUCCUUAUUUUUCCGUCUUCAUUUUAAUACUUUUAUUUAAAGUCUGUGCAUGGUAAUUCUAACUCUGCAUUUCCUUUCAGAAUCGUUUUCUCUGCAUGAUGUUUGUCUUGUUCUUCAAUCUUAGUUUCUAUAUAUAUGUUAAAUUUAUGUCAAGGGCAGCAACUUGUCUUCCCCUUUGAAACAUCUGUUCUCUGUUUACGACAUUUCACUUAUCCUUCCUUAUUAUUUGUUUUUUAUUUCAAUUCUCUGUUUGAAACAGCUUUCACUUUAUCAACCUUACACAUAUGCUACUUUUACAACAUGAAACAUCUCUGGGUGUCAUUUCUCUUGUUUUUCCUCCUUCAUAUGUGUGCUUGUUUCAUUUCAUUUCAUUUCUGUGUAUGAAAGUUCUCAAUCCAUCAACCUUUCACACUCUUUUUAUCUUUAACAUGAAUUCUCUUUGCUUAAAUUUCUCAGUUCUUCCCUAUUAUUUCAUAUGUAUGAUUUAUAUCAUUCUUUGCUUGAAGCUUUCUUUAUCCAAUCUGAAUAAAAAUAUUUAUUGUGCACAAGCCUACAUAUUCUAAAAUCUAUUUCCCUGUCUUCAUUCCAGAAUUUGCCUGUUGUACAGACACUGAAAUGCAGGUUGUGUGUCUGUCAUAAAAAUAAAUUCUCAUACUGUCUUACCUUUUAUGUAUGUAUCACAUACUGAUAUCUGUUUUAUAUGAUGCAUAUUCAUUCAUACACUCUUCCAGGUUUUUAUUCUUGCAUGUUUUAACGGGCACUGAUAUGCAUUACUAAUGUUUGUAUUCAUUCUCUUUCACUUUUAAUGUGGUCCAUGUUGAUAUCUCCCUUUAUCUCCACGUUGUCAGAAACAAUGUAGUUAUGCAUGUUUAAAUUUAUACUAAUUUUUCACUUUCAUUCUGACUAAUAAUCUAUUGCAAUUUUAUACACUUUUGUCUCCACAUUUCUGCCAAAAGAAUAAUAUCCCUUAUUUUGUUCUAAAAUUUACCUUACAUUAUUUUCAAGCCAUUUUGCAUGCUCUUACACUUUAUUCUCUUUCAUUGUUUCAGAACUUUGUGUUCUAUGUUUUCUGAGUAUUCCUUCCACACAUGAAAUUGAUUUUAUCUGCAAUAAUUUCUGUGACUAGCCUCCACCUGUGUCUGUCUUACUUCGUACUGUUACAAACACCCCUAACAUCUAGGCUCUAUGUAGCAUGUUUUUAAAGUUCCCCAUUUAUCUGUGGGAUUCCCAGUAUCCACCCUCCAUCUUUAUAUAUUCUCAAUUUUCUGUUGACAGCCAACCUUCACUCUCUGCUCACAAUUAGUUUCUUCAUACUCAACUCCUCUGUUAUUCUAGAUCCAACAACAUAUGUCUAUAUCAUCUUUAUUCAAUUCUCCAGAAUCUGUUUUCAUAUUAAAAUUGUUCUGCAUGCUUUCUGUUUCUUUACUCUCAUGAAUAAAUUAGUUCUUUACACACUUAAUUAUCUGCAAUUCUUGUUACCAGUACCUUUAACUGCUAAUGUUUAUUACUAAUAUUAAUGGCAGUGAGCACAACUUUCCUUCCCUACAAAAAUAAUAAUACGGACCUCCACUAACCAUAAACAAUUCCUUCAUUUUAUUAUGGAAAGAAAUCCAUUGCCAUGGAGGGAAAAACAACACAGCUAACCAUGUACAAUUUCUACUACCAAAAUCAGAAGACAAGUAAGAAGAUAGUGCGUAAAGAAAAGAAGAAUUAUUAUAUACUAUCCACAAUAAAUGAAAAUCCAAAAUAUGAUUGCAAUAAAUAAACUGGCAUAAUGCCAGAAUAUUAAACUUGCAAUAAACAUUAUCACCAGGAGAUGAAGCCCCUACAGAUUACAAGACUGUUACAAGGUACUAUAGCUGACAACUUACCCUAUGACACCAUCAAGAAUGUGGAAAAGCAAUUCCUCAGAGUCAACAUGCUGAAGAAACAGAAAGAAUCAAUUAGAAGAAAUACACAGGAUCCACUAAACUUGCUGCUAGAUUAAUCAACAAAGAAAUCAAGGAUUUGGAAAACUUUCUACAGACAUCACAAUAAGUGUAUCUACCAUCCAUGAUAAAGUUUUACAAUCAUCUACUUAGUGUUAAUGUAGGAUUAUAUAGGAGUUUAAGAAAUGUGACGAAAACGACUAUGCGGCUAUUAAAUUAGGUUAUGAAUGUAUAUAAUUUGUAUGGCAUUAAGUAUAUUAACUCUUAUUGUUUCUAACCUCAAAAUGUUGCUUUUAAAAUGAAAAUGUCGGUUACAAAUAAGAUAUUUACUACUGUAAACUAGGCAGGCAGCCACUAUAAAGAUUUUUACUUUGUGUAACUACAAAGUUCUAAUUUAAA
Molecule: messenger RNA, 5455 nt
Organism: Zootermopsis nevadensis
Lineage: Eukaryota; Metazoa; Arthropoda; Insecta; Blattodea; Termopsidae
Source: RefSeq, a predicted model, not a curated record